AUGGUGAAAGAGAGAGACGAGGACAGAAUGGGCAAAUGCGCCAUUUGUUGGCAGAUUUUACGUCCUAAAAGCCCCUUGUUAAGAGGCAAGAAGUGCACACGGUUUGAAAUCAAAGAGAAACUUGAAUACCUUCUUCCACCCCAAGAUUUCGGAGUUUUGUAUGAUGAACAUAUCUUUAGAAACCCAAGAAUUUGCAAUGUUUGUUUUGUAACCAUUAAAAAAAUUCCAAGAACAAUCUCUAAGCUUCAGGAUCUGGUUGGCAAAAAAAUAAAUACCAAACUCUACAAACCUCAUCGUGCUGAAUGGAAUGAGUUUACUUCUGAUUUACCUUUUACAAGAAACAGAACAAAUAAGCUUGUUCAGAGCAGCAACAGUUUGUCUUCAAGACAGAGAGCACUACAUUUAUCCUCAGAAAUUGUCAAUACAGUGUCUGUUAAUGAAGAAAGAUUUGACCGAGCAAGUAGAGAAAGAUCAAAGUAUUCAAGGCACAAUUCUCCGGAACCUUUAAAUGAAAUAGAAUGCGAAAGCGACAAUGAUGCUACCUAUACUCACUUACAAAAUUCUGAAGGUCAAAGGAGCCACCUUUCUCAGAGUGAUUCAGCAUCAAAAUCGGAAGCGGAUAUACCUGAAUCUGUUAAGGUGUAUGAUCAUCUGCUGGAUGUAGAUCCAAUCUUGUCAUCAUCCAUAUCCACUUCAGAUGAUGUAAUACCACAUGUAGAUAACAAGAGGAAGACAUUAAAAAAGAGAGAUUCAGCUGUGAAGUCACUAACUAAAACUAAACUGACAUCAGUUACUUGUGACAAAACUAUGAAAAGAGAGCCAUGUGUAAGAAAAACUAGGCAGUGUAAAGUCAAUUAUUUACAAUCUCAAAAUAAAGCUAACAAUAAUCGAUCAAUUGCCAGUAAUAAUCUACAAAAAGAAGAUAAGCCUUCUAAAAUACAACGAAAAGCUAAACAGUCUCUUGAAGAAAAGUCUUUUAAUAUGCAACAAAGAACUAAACGGUCCAUCACUUUACGAAGAACUAGAAGUAGUGUAAGUAAAGAACAGGAAAAUUCAGACUCUGACCAUAUGGUGGAUGUUUCAUACUCUGAGAGUGAAGAUGAAUAUCUGCCUCCUUUAACUAGAAGAACUAGUAGGGCCAAGGAAUCUGUAAAGUAUCUGAGUAAACAUGUGUCUGCCUAUAAAAUAUGCCAAGACACAGCAAAGAAUAGAAAGAAAGCAAUGUCCAGACAGUUGACUAUAAAGCUGAAGGCAUUGAAAUCAAGGAGAUUUAAAAGGGGCAAAAAUGAGCAGUCAGAUAUUGCAAACAGUGUUGGUGAGUCCUCUCAGUUUCAAGGAAAGAGUGAUGUUGCAAGGACUGGAGUUAAAGAAGACAUACCUGUGAGUUUGAGUGAGCACUCAAAGGCUAGGCUUAAGGAGUUAGCAGAACAGGUAACAAAGUAUUUACAUGAUAAAAGCAAUAUAUCCCAGAGAAUGUUAAUUAGAUGUUCUGUCGGCAGCUGUGACCAUCAGUAUCCGCUGUGGUGCCAUCAGGCAGUGCAUGUGAAAUAUUACCAUUAUGAUGGUGUGGCUCCAGAUGACAGUUGUUUUACUCAAAAGAUGUUCAUGUUGGCGGAUAAUGGUAAACUUUACAGUGAAACAUUUCCAUUCAAGUGCACACAUGCAAAUUGUGGUCUUGCAUUUACAAGUGAGGACAUUUUACAGGAACAUGAAUCUGCUCAUGGAAAGAAGAAUGUGCUCAUGUGUGGAUUUCCUGACUGUACAAAAGCUUUCAAAAAUCCAAGAUCGUUGCUUGUUCACACUGCAUCCCACACUGGAGAUCAACCAUUUGUGUGCACCAAGUCUGGAUGUGAAAAAAGUUUCAAGGACACUGAAGAGCUAUCUAAGCACAGAGCUAGACACACAGAACUCAACAACCGUAAGUCUACUCAUGUGAAGUAUGAGUCUCUGCGCUGCGAUGCUUGUGGGAAGCAAUAUGCAAAUGAGAAAGGUCUUCUUCGUCACAAGCGUAGAAUUCAUGGCGUUGGCAAGCCUGGUCGCCACAUUUGCCCCUAUGAAGAUUGUACGGAGUCAUUUGUGAAGAAAGAAAAGCUAGAGAUUCAUCUGUGCUCUCACUCACCGGAGCGACGCCUCUUCUGUGAGAAGUGUGGAAAGAAAUUCAGUUGCCAGCGCUAUCUGGAUGUUCACUACAAAAUUCACAUGAAAAAUGAAAAACACGCCAUGAGCCCACCUUCCAGAAGCAUUCGGUGUGAAUUUACUAGCUGUGAUAAAAUGUUCACCACCCGAGAAAACAUGAAAAGUCACGUCCUGAACCAACAUAGAGGCCGCAAGCCCAAAGCUGUGCCCGGAGUUUUCUUUCCAUGUGCCGUAGAGGGCUGUGGCAAGAAAUUUUCCUUCAGGUCCACUCUGUACCGACAUAACAAACUGGUGCACAAAGGAGGAGACUAUAAGUUGGGACGCGAGGUGGUCAAGUAUUUCAACCGUAGAAACCUACUGGAGGAGCAUAUGGUGAUGGAGCAUGGCAAGGCUCCCAAGAGACUGCUGCCCUUGCAGAAUAAAGAGCUGGAUUUUAUAGAGAAAAUGUGUGUGCACUGUGGGAUGGCACUCACAGCUUCCCAGUUGCCUCGUCAUAUUGAGAUCUAUCAUAGUGAUAGAGCUAUCAGAGAAAUGAAGGAGAGUCUGCCAUACUGCUGUCACCUGAAAGAUUGUGAUCAGAUUUUCAGCACACAGGAGGACAGGAAGUCCCAUGUCCAGGAACAUAUAAAUAACCCACCAUUCAGAUGCCACAUUGGAGACUGUGGCAUGACUUUUUACCUGGAAAAGAAUUUGGAUAAUCAUCUGUGGAACCACAGCAAGAAGGUUUCUGUCUGUGACUAUGAGGGAUGCUCCAGAAAAUUUGAGGAUCAGCUUCAGCUGGCUAAACACAGCAAGUGUCACUAUGAUGGAAAGAUGAAAUGUCCUUGGCCAAACUGUGAUAACUGGUUGACAGAAACUGGACACCUGAAACCUCAUUUUGUUGCUCAUAGUCGGUCUCUGAGAGCAAAUUUAGACUCGGAUUAUGUCUGUGAGAUCUGUGAACUUGCUUUCAACACUAAGUGGGGACUGAUGAUUCACAAGCGGAUGCAUGGCGAAGAAGCUGCAGCAAAGCCAUCUUUGUCUCGACUGGUCAAAUUUGCUUGUGAGGAAGAUGGAUGCCAGGCCACUUUUGCUGACCAGAAGGGAUUUUUUGACCAUUUCCUCUUUCACUACACCAACAUACCAGCAAGUUGUCAUAAUAAUGGGUGCACAGAAAGCUUUCGUAACAUGAUCACAAUGUCCAGACAUACAAAGUGUCACUUUGAUGGGAAAUAUAAAUGUCCGUGGCAAGGAUGUGCAAAGUUAUUUGCGUCCAUGUUCAUCGUCAAGAAGCAUCUUUACCGCCACAUCAUGUCCAAUCCUGUGGUCGCCAGCAGCAGGCCAUAUUCCUGCACCCAGUGUUUCAUGGUUUUCAAGUCAGAGAGAAACCAUUUCAGUCAUCAGGAGUACCACAAUGAAAAGUCAGAUUACGUCUGCCCAACCUGUGGCAAGAAGGGACAUCACAACCAUAUGAAGAAUCACAGAUCUGACAACAAACCUCGUAAGCCUCAGGAGUGCCAACAGUGUGGUGCUCGCUAUGCUACAGUUAGUGGGCUCAAGUUUCAUCUUCUGCAAAAACAUAAAAUAGGCAAUUGGCCCUUCCGGUGCAUGUAUUGUAGCAAAGGUUUUGUCAGCAGCCGAGAGAUGCAGCGACAUAUUCCAUUGCAUACCAAAGAAAAACCAUUUAGAUGUGAAAUCUGUGGGGCCAGCUUUGCCUCUCACACAGGUCACAGGGCACACAUGAGGAAACAUACAGGUGAGAGGUAUGCUUGUGAUGUGGAAGGGUGUGGGAAAGUCUACACCACUCCAAUUUCUCUCCGGGGACACAAAGCACAGCAUGCAGGAUUCAGCAAGACCUGCCACUACUGUUUUAAGACCUACAAGAAUCCUUACAGGCACAAAUGUAAAGCUAGCCGAGAGAGCAGAUUGAAGAUAGCCAAACUGGAACAAAACCAGAAUGUGAGACCCUCAGUCUCUCUAAUGGCACCUGCUUUAUCCCAUCCAGCACCACCGCCGCCACAGUCUCAGCCAUCAUUGGUGUCUCUAGCCCCAGCUAUGAUACCGGCCAGCACCACCUUGCAGCAUGCAGUCAUCAUGCCUCAAGAUGGGGUGGCUCACCCUGUUGAGGUCCAGCAGGCCGCCAGAGCAAUCAUGGCCCCAAACACUCUGACCCACUCUCAUGUGAUGCCUCACAGCUUUGCUCCGGGCCUGUCCCAGGGCAUGCAGCAGGCUCUACCCCAUGGCUUGGCUGGUCAGGGCAUGAUGCAACCGGACAGAGGGCAGCCUGGCCCUAUGGACAUGACCAGAGGAGCUUCCAUGGACUUGGCAGCAGACUACACUUUCAGUAAUUAUGUUGUUUUCUGGGACAGCCAAAACAAUUCUUAG
Candidula unifasciata is the source of this 4500-nucleotide messenger RNA. The record is from the annotation of a GenBank genome assembly. NCBI's taxonomy places the organism in Eukaryota, Metazoa, Mollusca, Gastropoda, Stylommatophora, Geomitridae.